Molecule: messenger RNA, 708 nt
Organism: Macrosiphum euphorbiae (potato aphid)
Lineage: Eukaryota; Metazoa; Arthropoda; Insecta; Hemiptera; Aphididae
Source: the annotation of a GenBank genome assembly
AUGAACCGUUCGUUGCUGACCGCGGUCUGCCUGUGGCUGUGCAGCGGAUGGUGCUGCGGCGCUCCCGCGGCGGCGGGCCUGCUCCCAACUCACCGGCGGCCGGCCGUUGAAUCGCACCCGAUGUCGCUGGUGGCCAAGCUGCAACCUGGCAGAAGUCGCGGGUUCGCUUCACAGCAGCAGAAGAAGUCAGCGGCGGCGGCGGUGGCUCCGGAGGACAGUGCACAGCCGGCGGAUCAGGACGCUGCGGACACGGUCGGCUUCAACUUCGGCCUCGGCUUCGGGCUGGACACGCCUCUCAUCGAUUCACUCCUCGAACGGCUGAUAAGACGCAAACAGCUCCUGAUGGCAGCGGCCGCGGCCGCUUAUCCGGGUGCCGGGGGUUGGGGCGUGGGUGCCGGAGGCGGUGGGGGUUACUUCCCGGGACCGGCGGUCGUAUUCCCGUACGGCGGCGGAGGUGGUGGAGUGGGCGGCGGUGGCGGAGGUGGCAUUCUCCCGUGGAACAGGCCCGCCGCAUAUCCGUUCCCGUUCGUGCCGUCCCUGAACCCGUUCGGUGGUGGAGGCGGCGGCGGUGGAGUUGGCGGAAGCGGUUGGGGUGGUUUCGGCGGUGGUGGCAUCGGCGGCGGCGGUUGGGGUGGCGGUUGGGGUGGUUUCAAUCCACUGUUCGAUUUCGAUGAUUUCGGGUGGAAGAACAACAACGCCCCACAAUAA